Molecule: messenger RNA, 804 nt
Organism: Arabidopsis thaliana (thale cress)
Lineage: Eukaryota; Viridiplantae; Streptophyta; Magnoliopsida; Brassicales; Brassicaceae
Product: FANTASTIC four protein, putative (DUF3049)
Exons: 1
Coding region: 179-511 (110 amino acids)
Source: RefSeq, marked reviewed
CUGUAUACAUCGUUUAGUUUCUCAUAAAGAAAACUUCCAAAAUGUAAGUAAAAGAAUGGAUGAAUCUAACUCCUAUUUAACUCAACCUCACUAACUCGAUCUAUAGACACAGAGAGAGCUUUCAAAAUUUGGUAACAUCGCUCUCAGUUCUCACUACCAAGAAAACUCGACCAUCGUGAUGUCAUCUCUCUCCUACAACGGAGGCUACAUUGGAAAAGAGAGCUGCUUCAACGCUUUCUCCGACAAGACCGGUGAUGUCAAGUUGCCAUGUGAGAGAAGAGAGGAGAAAAAGACAGUGGCGCGUGAGAUAAUGUCACCUCCAAUGUUGCCGUCGCACGUGCCGUCGGUGCUGAAGCGAGAGUACACGAGUGAUGGUCGGCUUUUACUCAAGGAAGAGAAAGUGUGUCGCAACGAGUAUUUUCGAGCUCACAGAUCCAACGGUCGUCUCAUGAUCCAGCUCGUCUCUCUUGAUGAAGAUGAUGAUCGGGAUUCGGAUGUUAAGAAUUGUUGAUGAUCAUCACUAUCUUGAAUGGAGGCAACUUUCUUUCUUGGAAGGCAAGUUACGUUGAAGUUUGAAGCCUUCAACAUGUUUAACCUAUUCACUAAAAUAUCAUCAAUGUUCUGAUUUCUCAAUCACCGUUCUGUUUAGUUUUGGUGGUUUCUUUUAUUUUCAUGUUCCUAUAAUCUCCGAAACUGAAAGAAAGUGGUUGUAAUUUACCGGCUGAAAUGGCUAUUUGCCCAAAUUAAGGUUUAUAAUAUGAUAAUUAUAUUAAAGAUUUGGGUAUAUGCCCUACUCAUUGUUGC